This is a messenger RNA of Armigeres subalbatus, 1017 nucleotides long. RefSeq names its product larval cuticle protein A2B-like. The record is from RefSeq and is a predicted model, not a curated record. Lineage: Eukaryota; Metazoa; Arthropoda; Insecta; Diptera; Culicidae. The transcript is spliced from 3 exons. The coding region runs from base 105 to 686 and encodes 193 amino acids. Gene Ontology annotation, cellular component: extracellular matrix.
AUUUCCCACUCGCUCUUGUGGCAAUCGCAAAAUUCUGGGCGAUAACCGAUCGUACGGAAUGUAUCCUAUAACGAAAGAAAGAUUUUCAGUAUAAAAACCGAAUCAUGCAUCUCAAUAUGCAUCAUAAGCGUCUCAGCAUUGUGACAACCACCAUACACGGAUUAGAGAAAAUGGCAUUCAAAUUCGUAAUCUUCGCCGCCGUCGUGGCCGUCGCUAAUGCCAUCGUUCCAAUUGGAUACCCUGGGGCCAUUCCUGCUGGCUACCCCGCCCUCGGUGUGGGCAGGAUUGCUGCCCCUCUGGCCUACCCAGCCAUUGCCAAGGUUGCCGCUCCAGUGAUCGCCAAGGCCGUCGAUGAUUAUGAUCCAAACCCACAGUAUAGCUUCAGCUACCACAUUGCUGAUGCUCUGACCGGAGACAACAAGGAACAACAGGAAUCUCGCUCCGGAGAUGUCGUCACUGGAUCCUACUCGCUGGUCGAACCCGAUGGCACCCGCCGUGUCGUUGAAUACCACGCCGAUCCUGUCAACGGAUUCAACGCCGUCGUGAGCCGUCAGCCACUUGCCGUCAAGGCUGUGGCACCAAUUGCCGCUCCUCUGGCCUACCCAGCCGUCGCCAAGGUUGCCGCUCCAUUGGGCUACCCUGGAGCUCUCGGAUACCCAGCCUACGGAAAGGCCCUCAUCGGUUAAGCUUCGCACUAUCUCCUCAGGACCACAUAACUUCUAUCUACCUUCCUCAUCUCAUUUUCAGUCGUUAGUAUAAAUACUUACUACUCUAUUCUAUUUCUAUAAUUUCUGACUCUGACUGCUCACCCUCCUCUAUGGCUACAAAUGUGAGUUUUCUAGUUGCUUCAAGCUCAAAUGGAUUUGCGUGUAAAACUUAUAUACUUGUAAAUAGUGAAAGAAAAACUAGUGAGCUAAGAUGCUACUGGUUAGCAUCUUCUUCCAUGACUGUGUGACAAAACAAAAUGUACAGAUCAGUGUUUGGAAUGCAGGCGUUUUAUGAUGAAAUAAAUUCAAU